Messenger RNA from Prosopis cineraria, 1311 nucleotides. RefSeq names its product transcription factor bHLH47. Gene Ontology annotation, molecular function: protein dimerization activity. The coding region runs from base 385 to 1080 and encodes 231 amino acids. The transcript is spliced from 5 exons. The record is from RefSeq and is a predicted model, not a curated record. Lineage: Eukaryota; Viridiplantae; Streptophyta; Magnoliopsida; Fabales; Fabaceae.
GAAGAUCACGUGGGAAACUCAUUUGGAGUGCUUCGUCCAACCAAAACAGUACGGGCUCGCCACGCGCCUUCCUGUGACAGGUCCUCUCCCGCCACACUCUCUCUCCGUCUCGCCGCCUCCUUCCUCCUCCUCCUCCUCCUCCUUAUUUUUACAAAAUAUCCUUCCCCCCCCCUCUCUCUCUCUCCCCCCUCUCCCCUCUCGCCUUAAUCAUCCUCGACCAACACCCAACUGUUCUAUCCCUUGCCUUGCCUUGAAUUUUAUCCUUCCCCUCCAGUUCCGAGUUUCCCCCCCUUUUCUCUAUCCUGUCCAUUCGGUUGCGAGAAGGAGUUUGUGUUGUAUCGCAAGAAUUGUGUAAAGGCAUCCCUGGUUUUUGUUGCUUAUUUCAUGGGAUCAGAAGCUCCCGCUCUGGCGGCUGAGGAACUCAAUAUGUUAGAAGGAACGUCAAAAACCAGCUCUUGUCCUGGUAAAAAGAACCAAGGGAAAAUCCCCAAAAGAAUUCACAAGGCUGAAAGGGAGAAAAUGAAGCGUGAGCAUUUGAAUGAUCUCUUUCUUGAUCUUGCCAAUGCUCUUGAACUAGGUCAGCAAAACAAUGGAAAGGCAUCCAUAUUGUGUGAAGCCACGAAGCUGCUAAGGGACCUGCUUGGUCAGAUUGAGACCCUUAAGAAGGAGAACACUUCUCUGCUGUCUGAAUCACAUUAUGUGAUCAUGGAGAAAAAUGAGCUGAAGGAGGAAAAUUCUGCUCUAGAAACACAAAUUGAGGAACUUCAAGGCGAGAUAGGAGCACGAGUAGCACAAUCCAAACCUGACCUAAAUGCACCUCCUCCUAUGGAACUUGAGCCACCAGAGCAAACAGUCUUUUCCAGAGAGUGUCUGCAAUUGCCUUCUGUUGAUCCGUCACUGCAGCAAGGACCUGCUGUCUUAGUUGUCCCCUUCCGUCCUCACCUUCAGCCUUCUUUUCCCGCUCCAGUAGUCUCUGAGCUCACCUCAAACUCCAUUGUGAGCAAGCCUCAUGCUAGGUAUCCCACCCCUGCAGACUCAUGGCCAUCACAGCUGCUUGGAGAGCAACCAACAUCAAGCUAAAGGAAGUUUGAAUUAGCAAGAACACUCUGGAGCUUUCGUACAUAGAUUAUAUAGCGGAUGCCGUUAGUCCUACGUGGCACUCUCAGUAAUUGUCAGCUGCACCGGUAGAGCUGGUUCAUUUCUAAAUUAGCAAUAACAUUCCGGAGCCUUCGUACAUAGAUUAUGUAGUAGAUGUCUUUAGUCCUAUAUGGCACUCACUCAUUUAUUUAAUGAUGGAAUUAACUUUCGACU